UGCUAUACUUCCAAAGCCUUCUGUGUCUUCCGUUCUUGUUUAAGCCCCAAAAUGGCAAUGAUCAUGCAGCCCUCAGCUACUAUGCAGAAACAGAUCAAAGGUGACAAGCCCUUGUUCUCAACUUCAGAUGACAAUGCAAUGACCAAGCAAAUUCAGGCAACUCAUUCUCCUGAUGGACGUGAGUUUAAUGUCAAGCCUCUUAUUCAACUCGUUGAGGACAUAUUUAAUCGGGCCGCCCCAACUAUCGAUGCCCUUGGCCUUACUCUGCCGGCCACUCAUCAAGCAAGUACUGCAGAAUCUCUGGAUGAGAAAACUUACCAAGGAAGCUUCAUUGCUACGCUUGAAUCUUUGGCAUUUGUCAUCGACCGAGUUGCUACUGAGAUAACGUACAAAUGCUCAGGGGGAGCAGAUGCACAUGCAACUACAAUGUCAAUAUUGAACAUGCUGUCCAACUACUCGUGGGAUGCCAAGUUGGCGAUAGCAAUGGCAGCUUUUGCCAUGAAUUAUGGAGAGUUCUGGCUGGUUGCCCAGAACUACACCUCAAACCAGCUCGCCAAAUCAGUGGCAAUCCUGAAACAAUUGCCUGAAAUUUUAGAGCAUUCGAGCAUGCUUAAACCCCGUUUCGAUGCAGUGAAAAAUCUCAUCAAAGUCAUUCUUGAUAUCGCCAAGUGCAUUGUUGAGUUGAAGGAGCUUCCACCUCAGUACAUUUCAAUGGAUGUCACUGCAAUGUCCACUGCAGUGGCCCACAUACCAAUUACUGUCUACUGGACAAUCAGAAGUAUCGUGGCCUGUGCAUCCCAGAUCACUGGCCUUACUGGCCUGGGGCACGAGCACAUGGUAUCAACUACAGAGGCCUGGGAACUAUCGAGCUUGGCUCACAAGCUCAGCAACAUGCAUAGCCACCUAGCAUCUCAACUGGGGAUCUGCUAUAAGCACAUUGAUGAAAAGAAACAGCUGGAAACCUACCAGAACCUUAUACAUUUGUUUGAGAUGGCUCACAUUGACAACAUGAGAGUUCUGAAGGCAUUGAUCAAUGCUAAGGAUGAUCCACUGCCGCUUCUUGAAGGAACCACAAAGAGGAGGGUUAACAUUGACGUCCUGCGGAGAAAGAAUGUUCUGCUGCUUAUUUCAGAUCUUGACAUCUUGCAAGACGAGAUUGUCAUUCUUGAACAAAUUUACAACGAGUCGCGGCUCCACCCCACCAAGCAGGAAAGUCAGUAUGAGAUAGUGUGGCUCUCAAUUCUUGACCCAACUGUCCUGUGGAAUGAGAAUAUGCAAAAAAAAUUCGAGAAUCUGCAGGCUGGUAUGACUUGGUACUCAGCAUACCACCCUUCCUUGAUCGACCGGGCAGUGAUCAAGUUCGUUAAACAAGAGUGGCAUUUCGGGAAGAAGCCCAUUCUUGUAGUUCUAGAUCCACAAGGGCGGGUUGCCUGCCCAAAUGCACUCCAUAUGAUGUGGAUUUGGGGCAGUCUAGCCUUCCCUUUCACCACUAUAAGGGAGGAAGCUCUCUGGAGGGAAGAGAGUUGGAGACUUGAGCUCUUGGUGGAUGGCAUUGAUCCAACCGUUAUGAAUUGGAUGACAGAAGGAAGAUACAUAUGCCUGUAUGGAGGAGAGGACAUGGAUUGGAUUCGUAAAUUUACCAACACUGCACGGGCAGUGGCACAAUCUGCAGGUAUCCCUCUAGGGAUGGUUUAUGUAGGGAAGAGCAACCCAAAGGAUCGAGUCAGAAAGAACAUUGCAACCAUCAUUGUUGAGAAACUCAGCCACUACUGGCAAGACCUGACUUCUAUCUGGUACUUCUGGGUGAGGAUAGAGAGCAUGUGGCGCUCCAAGAAUCAGCUAGGAAAGAGCGCAGAAAAUGAUCCCAUAAUGAAGGAAAUCAUGACAAUGCUCAGCUUCGACGGCAGUCAGGGUGGAUGGGCCUUAUUCACUAGAGGCUCAGAUGAGAUGGUGAAAGCCAAGGGAGCUCCAUUUUUAACCUGCCUGACGAAUUUCACUAACUGGAAAGAUCAGAUACAGCUGAAGGGUUUCAUACCAGCACUCAAAGAUGAACUUAAAGAUCUUCACACUGAACAUCACUGCAACAGGCUAGUGCUCCCUGGCGCUGCAGGGAUGAUUCCAGAAAGGAUAGUAUGCUCAGAAUGCGGCCGUCCCAUGGAGAGGUUCAUUAUGUAUCAGUGCUGUGAUGAAUAAACAGCAAUGAAGAUCAUGAGAGGCUAUCCGUCAUACAAUAUAAGACGAUCCAGUGAUGAAUAAGAAGCAGCCCGCAGGGUUCAUUUAUGAACUAUGAUAUUGGGGCUGCAUUUACAAGUGGCAGGUUUGCUAUAUACUAUGAUGAAGGCUGGAAUUUUUACUUAAGAAAUGCUUGCUAUGUAAUGGUUUGUAAUACUAUUUUUUUUUCCCUUUUCACUAUGAUGCUGUGUGUUUAUCGAAUUCAUAUUAAAUAAUUUUGUUCUCUUACAUUAAUUAGUGAAAUUCCUCUAUUUAUCAUCA
This is a messenger RNA of Hevea brasiliensis (rubber tree), 2493 nucleotides long. RefSeq names its product protein SIEVE ELEMENT OCCLUSION B-like. The transcript has 7 exons. The coding region runs from base 52 to 2193 and encodes 713 amino acids. Gene Ontology annotation, biological process: phloem development. Lineage: Eukaryota; Viridiplantae; Streptophyta; Magnoliopsida; Malpighiales; Euphorbiaceae. The record is from RefSeq and is a predicted model, not a curated record.